CACAGCAAAGAACUUCCUUCCACUGAGAAGAUGGAUCUAUGGAAGCAGAUGAGGUUCUUCAGUUUCAUGCUUCUCGUCUACACCACCACCAUGGACCCCAAAUGGCCGAACCCGACCCAAAUUGUGAGGUUCAAGCCUUCUCGGGACAUCAAUGCCAUCAUCACCGCCCGAUUCUUGCUGAGACCCGGACCGUCCGAUGAUGACCCAACAGACCGAGGCGGCCUUGAGUACGAUUACUAUCGGGAGUCCUGCCCUCAGGCUGAGAGAAUUGUUCGUGAGAUGGUCCAGGAGUUUUACCGAGUCCGACCUCGCGUUAUCCCAUCUCUUCUCCGGCUAGCAUUCCAUGACUGCUUCAUUGAGGGAUGUGACGCCUCUAUCCUGUUGGACCCAAUUAAUGGAAUGGCAUCAGAGAAAGAUGUGUCCCCCAACGAACUGUUGAAGGGCUAUGACAUAAUAGAAGCUAUCAAGUUCGAGAUCGAAAGAGCAUGCCCCAGAACAGUGUCAUGUGCUGACAUUCUGGUCUUGGCUGCUCGGGAAGCCCUUCUUACGGUUGGCGGUCCAUUCUAUCCCCUAGAAACCGGCAGAAGGGACAGUAUGAUUUCAUAUGCGGAACUAGCCGAAUAUCAACUUCCUUCACCUUUUAGUGACCUCUCGGAAAUUCUCGCAUCUUUUGCAGCAAGGGGAUUCGAUGAGCAGGAAACUGUCAGUCUCUUAGGUGCUCAUAGUGUCGGAUCGAUUCAUUGUAAUUUCUUUGAGGACCGUCUCUACAAUUUUUCUGGGACAAACAGGCCCGACCCAUCUCUUGAGAGCGAAUUCCUUAACCUGAUGAGAUCCCGAUGCAGUAAAUUUCCUUCAGCGUCAUCCCCAAAACUUUCAGUGGCUCCAUCACCUUCAUUUAGAGCUGCUGGAUUGCCGGCUCCUCCAAUGGUAGAGCCGGAGACAGUGAUGAGCUAUGAGGGGCUGGGAUUGAGACAAGCCGAGGACCCUGCUUUUGGGGCUCCAUAUUAUCAGAACCUGCUGGAAGGCAGAGGAAUCCUCUUUGCGGAUCAGCAGCUCACGGGUUCCGAAGAAACUGGAAGUUGGGUCAGAGCAUACGCUUGGGAUGCUGCCCUCUUUCGAAAGGACUUCGCAGAGGCCAUGUUGAAGCUCUCGAGCCUGCAGGUAUUGACAGCAUCUAGAGGGCAAAUUCGUGUUAACUGCUCAAAGACUGCAUAGAUCAAACAUAUGCAUAUGUUUGGUAUGAUAAGAUCACCAUUUAGGUUGGCUACAUAAUCUGUAGCUUGAUGGAGGUUUAGGCGUCUUCGAUUGAUCCAUUCUUUUGGAUUUGGUUUAGUUGAAAAAGGAAAAGAGAAGGAUCUUGACAGCUACUCGGUUGAUGUCCGACUUGAUUGAGUAUGGACUCUUAGCGUAGUUGGCUAUGAAAGACUAGUUCAUGAAGUCCAAAACUGUAUUAUAAUGGUCGGAUUGAUUGAUAGACAGAAUCAUACUAGUAGCUAGCAAAAACAUAGCACAAGGAAAAGACGAGAGGACAAACCAAAACAUGAGUAAGAGCACAGAUUUCAAUGAUUUGUUGAU
This is a messenger RNA of Punica granatum (pomegranate), 1575 nucleotides long. Lineage: Eukaryota; Viridiplantae; Streptophyta; Magnoliopsida; Myrtales; Lythraceae. The record is from RefSeq and is a predicted model, not a curated record.